Molecule: messenger RNA, 654 nt
Organism: Trichosporon asahii var. asahii CBS 2479
Lineage: Eukaryota; Fungi; Basidiomycota; Tremellomycetes; Trichosporonales; Trichosporonaceae
Product: oxidoreductase
Exons: 2
Coding region: 1-654 (217 amino acids)
Biological process (GO): sphingolipid biosynthetic process
Cellular component (GO): endoplasmic reticulum membrane
Molecular function (GO): 3-dehydrosphinganine reductase activity
Source: RefSeq, a predicted model, not a curated record
AUGAUCGCGGUCAUCAUCGCCAUCCUUGCCGUCCUGAUCUCGCCCAUGUUCUUCAGCAAGCGCCUCGAUGUCGCGGGCAAGGGCUUUGACGGCACGUACUGGGUUUCCGCGUGGACGGCGCACGCGGUCACCAAGCUCUGGGUCAAGAAUCGCGUGUCUGGCACGCUCACCUUCGUCUCGUCGUUCCUUGGCUACACGUCCUUUGCGGGCUACAGCCCCUACGCGCCGGGCAAGUAUGCCCUCCGCGGCCUCGCCGACUCGCUCCGCUCCGAGCUGCAGCUGUACGGCAUCAAGGUGCACCUGUACAUGCCCGCCGGCAUCCUGUCGCCCGGGUACGAGAACGAGCAAAAGACCAAGCCGGCCAUCACGAAGAAGAUUGAGGAGGGGGACACACCCAUCGCGCCCGAGAAGGCCGCUGGCCUGCUGAUCCGCGGCAUCGAGCGCGGCGAGUACCAGAUCACCAACGACCUCGUCACCGACCUCGUGCGCAGCGUGUCCCGCGGCCCGGUCCCGUCGAAUGGACCCCUCGACUAUGUCUACGGCCUGAUCGCGGCCGUCGGACUCCCCAUCUGGCGCCGCAUCACCGACGCGCAGGUCCGCUCCGCCCGCCCCGAGGUCUACAAGCAGCUGGAGGAGCGCGGGUUUUUCAACUAG